Neohortaea acidophila is the source of this 1587-nucleotide messenger RNA. RefSeq lists its product as uncharacterized. The record is from RefSeq and is a predicted model, not a curated record. The transcript is spliced from 2 exons. NCBI's taxonomy places the organism in Eukaryota, Fungi, Ascomycota, Dothideomycetes, Mycosphaerellales, Teratosphaeriaceae. Bases 1 to 1587 code for a protein of 528 amino acids.
AUGGAGCUGCAGACUCGCAGGCAGAAGAUGCUCACAGGGUGCAUCCCUUGUCUUGUGAGAGGGCUCGCUUGCGAUCCCAAAAACGCCGGGUGCAAGCUUGCGAUAUCUGAUGACUGGAAUCUCAACUACGAAUCCACGACGCCAGCAGCGAACCAGCCCGCCCUGGCGACCCAGACGAGCCUGACCGUGUUUCGCCCGGAUACAAAAUGGCGGCGGAACUGGAGGGAACGGCACAGUCUGAAUUUCUUCGUCAACUUCUCCGCCCCUCAGAUGGCCGGCUUCUUCGACUCGACCUUCUGGCAGCGCAUGGUCAUCCAGACUUCCUAUCAGGAGCCCGCCAUCCUGCACGCCAUCACCGCCAUCGGCGCGUUGCACGAGUGUAUUAUGCAGCGCGCGUUUGCCGAUGAAAAACGCAAAGCACGCGCCAUCGAAUUCGCGCUGGAUCAGUGCAACAAAGCCAUCUCUUGCUUGACCAGCCGCCAGGCUGCCAUCACCAACAUGGACUCUGAAGAUGGCGGGCAGAGCAUCCACAACUCACGGCUCGCCUUGACGACGUGCGUACUGUUCACCUGCUUUGAAGCUAUGCAAGGCCGAUGCGACAGUGCCGUCAACCACGCGCUACAGGGUCGUCGCCUGUUGCAAGCGACCGGCAGACCGAAUGUCACGAGCAUGUCUCCUGCCGAGGAGGACGACCUGGAGCAGAUGCGACCAAUCGUGGAGCGGUUAGAAGUACAAGCGACUGCCCUCCUCGACAAAGGCCGCCGGCCGGAAAUCGACACCUCCGACCAAACACCCCCCCUCCCUCCCAUCGAAUACGUCUUCAGCCUCGACCACGCGCACAACACCCUCCACACCGCGCUCAACAGCGUCAUGCGCUUCAUGCAAGGCUUCCACCCCACCGCCCCCAGGGACCACAUCGCCGUCACCAUGGCGGAGAAAUACCUCCGCUACGCGCCGUGGUUCGCCAAAUGGGAAGCCGCCUUCACCGCAUACCUUGCCGACCGGCGCGAGCAAAUGUCCAACAUGGACCUCAAGCGCGCCAUGGUGCUCAAAGCCAACCACCUCGUCGGCACAAUGCUGGCGUCCGUCGACCAGUCCGCCGGCCCGGUGGCGUACGACGCUUACGAAGCCGAGUUCCGCGCAAUCGUCGACCUCGCCCGCGAAGUCCUCGCUUCCUUCUCUUGCCCUCCCCUCCCCACCCUCACCGGCGGCAGCUCCGGCACACCGUACCUUUCUUUCUCCCUCUGGGUCACCGAUCCCCUCUGGAUGGCCAUUUCCCGUUGCCGCAACCCCAGCAUCCGCCAGGCUGCUUUCACAUUACUUUCGCAGAACCCGCGACAAGAGGGCAUUUGGCACGCGGGUCCGCAGCUUACGAACCAGCGGUAUUCGCGGCAGGGCGGCGCUGCGCCGAAAGAUGCCGCGAAGCCUGACGCGCCGACGGUGAAUGCGCACAAGAGGAAGCAUGGCAGUCAGACGCCGACUUCUGCUCAGACGAGUGCAAGGCAGGAUCUGACUUCGCAGUCUAGCUUUGCGAGUCAGGAAGGAGAUGACGGGGUGGUGGAGGAAAUCCGUCGCACGACGCCUUGA